AUGUCUCUCAUAUUAUAAAAAACAAUAAAAAAUAUUUUAUUUGAUAGUUAAUAUAAAUUAUAUAAUCUAAGAGGUAGAAUAUUAAUUUUAAAAAAAAUUCAAAAAUAACUUUAUAAAUUUGCAUUAAGAUAUCUAUCGUCUGUCUGGAUUUAGCCUUUGCAGAAAUUUCAUCCUCAAGAGAGUUGA
Molecule: messenger RNA, 186 nt
Organism: Tetrahymena thermophila SB210
Lineage: Eukaryota; Ciliophora; Oligohymenophorea; Hymenostomatida; Tetrahymenidae
Exons: 2
Source: RefSeq, a predicted model, not a curated record